AUGACUGAUCAACGUUUUAAAUAUUAUACUGGCUAUGAAGUCGACAAUGAACCUAGUGACGAUGAAGACGAAAUUCCUUGUACUACUGCAAUAACUGGUGAUCAUGUUAAUUCUGACAGUUCUGAUGAUGAAUUCGAUCGACCACUGCGUGCGUUUAUCGAAAAGACAAUGUCUCAAGGAGCAAAAAAAAAAGAUUCAUCAUCGACAUCUACUACUUCAAAUACAUUUGCUAACGAAAUGGAAGAUGAAUUAGAUCAAAUCUAUCAAAAUUUUAUUAAACGUGGAACAUUUGAAUUGCCCAUAUCAACUCAAAAAACACAAGAAGUAAAGAAAAUAGUAGUUAAUGAAAAAAACGAAGAUGAUAGUGAUGAUGAAGAUGAUGAGAAAAAUGAAGCAGUAGUAAAUAAAGAUGAUGAAGAAAAAAUAAAUGAUGAUCUUCUUUACGAUCCUGACGAAGAAGAAGAAGAUGAAAAAUGGAUGACCAAAGAACGUCUCAAAUCUCGAGGAGUCAAUGAAAUAGAGAAAUUAGAUGCAUCAGCACUUGGUCCAACUGAUGCAGUUCUCAAUUGUCCAGGUUGUAUGGUAUUAGUGUGCCAUGAUUGUCAGAGACAUGAAACAAAUCGAAAUCAAUAUCGAGCAAUGUUUGUCUUCAAUUGUGCAAUCGAUGAAAAUCGCCCUGUUCAUGUAACGGUGGCUAACAGUCAAAAAUCAUCGAAACAAAAGAAGAAGAAUAGUAAUAAACGAUUUAAAACUGAUGAUCCUCUUGCGAUCAGUGACGCACAAGAAGCAGAAAACGAGCAUGAUAUAUUAAGACCUGUGUUAUGUAGUGAGUGUGGCACUGAAUUAGGUGCCUAUGAACCAAAAGAAGAACUGUAUCAUUUUUCGAAUGUACUUGUUAGUCAUUGA
Messenger RNA from Rotaria socialis, 906 nucleotides. The record is from the annotation of a GenBank genome assembly. Lineage: Eukaryota; Metazoa; Rotifera; Eurotatoria; Philodinida; Philodinidae.